AGCAAAUAGGGGUAUGCUCCCCUAUAAUCAUACAAGUGGAUCGCGAUCAUUUCCUAUAGCAAUGUCGCUUAUGGCAAAUGAGGAUGGAGAUGUAGAUUUUCCCGAAUUUUAUAAGAAGGCACACAAGUCCAAGAAGACGGGAGAUUGGAUUGACCCCAAAUGUGGUGAGCUACAUGAUGAUAUGGUGAAUCUACAACUAACAGCCACCGAUGCGGGGUUGCCAUUGACCCACGAAGAAAUAUCAAGGCAAGUGCUUGGGGAAAAAAAAAAUUACUUGCGUGGAUGUGGGAUAGGCCCAAAACCCUCUUCCACAGCCUCUAGUGCGGCACGAGCACGUGAUAAACAUAUGGAGUCAAUGAGAGUGGAACUGGAGGUUCUUCGUGAGCAGCGUCAAAGUGAUCACGAGGAGUUGCUGAAGGAGAAAGAGGAGCGGCAAAGAGAUCGAGAGGAGCUAUUGAAGGAGAAAGAGGAGCGGCAAAGAGAUCGGGAGGAAAUUACGAAGGAAAGAGAGCAGCUAAUCAAACAAGUCGAUGAAGAAAAAAAAGCACGGGAGGCACAAGGUGUACAACUCAAUCAUCUGAACGACGUGGUGUCACGACUCACAACCCUCUUGCAAGGUUCAGAUGGUCAUCCUAUUAUUCGGUUUUGAGGCAUAAUCAACGCGACAUUGCAGCAGCCAACCUGGUGUUUUGAUACAUUACACAAAGGACCGUGACGUAAUUUCCAUAAGAU
Messenger RNA from Camellia sinensis, 732 nucleotides. NCBI's taxonomy places the organism in Eukaryota, Viridiplantae, Streptophyta, Magnoliopsida, Ericales, Theaceae. The record is from RefSeq and is a predicted model, not a curated record.